AAAGAGAACGUAAAUAUAAACAGAUUCAAGGACAAAAAAGUCAUAGCAGAUGAAAAAACACAAUUAUGAAGUGGGCAAACUGCCACACUGGCUUUUCAGCUCGACAGACUCAAAGUCUGCUUCUUUUUAAAUUUACAAUCUGGAUUUCAUCUGGAGAGCAAGCUUUUCCCACUGGUCACAAUUCUGGCACAGCUGCAGUUUUGCUUUGCGACUGUAACUGAACUGGCGGCGCUUACCAGCCUGCAUUUCUCACUCGGCUUCGAGUUGAUCUGUAAGGAAUGAAGAGAUUUCUUGAAAUGGAAGGAUGUACUGAUUUUGUUGAAAGAAAGAAAGAAAGAAAGAAAGAAAGGAUAAACCAGUGUCACUCUCAAGGACCGAGUGCUCAUUCCUAGUCUCUUGUACUGUAUAUAUAAACAUUUUUGGACCAGUCACCGGGAGUUACUUUUGAUCCUAAAGCUUUACUGCUGCCCAAUUUAACUUUGAAAGAAUGGUUUCACGCAGCACGUUCAUCGAUAACAAUAUUUUUGGAGUUGCUCGUUGACCAGCGCUGUCGGACGCAAUGGAACAUUUCCUGGAACAGACGCAUUCAGUGAUCUCUCUGUGGAGAGGGUAUCGGCUUCCUGAGCCCACGCGAACUAAUUCAGAACUCAAUUGAAACCGCAGCUCCAUUCCUCUGCCUCUCUGCUUGUUCAUCUACUUUCGCUUUGAGAAGUCCUCACCUUCUCCUAAGAUGACAACGCCCACGUUACAGCGGAGGGAUCAGGUUUCUCUAUGAAAUAGCUGCAGAUUUUGCCAUUGUUAGUUAUUACCUGAGCCCUGGGAAUGUAUGAGAAAGGGGAGUGGUUGAUAUAGUCAGCAAACUGGCUCCACUCCCAGCCCUGUCCCGUAACGUCACAGAUACCGGCCUUUGAGUUGACGUCGAUGGCUUUUGUUUUCCUUACGCAUAACUUGAAUUCUGUAGUUUUGAGCCAACUUCCGGACUUCCCGACAUUAACUUAAAGGUGGAUAUACUGUAAAGUCGUUUUCACCAUCCUUUCAGUACGGUGUCCGAUUAAACGACAAAUAAAAUGAACGACGGCAAAGAGGUGGAAAUGCAGAUAAUACCCGACACCCAACUGCACAACGGACAGGAUCAUGGGAGCAACAGUGAUGAAUGUAUUCCAUUGCAAAGUAUGGAUUUAGAAACCAGAACAUUACCUUUGGAAACAGCUAAUUCAUUGUCUAUUAACUGUGAAGCUGAAUCUCACGAGGUUGUAUCAAACAGAGGAAAGAAAAGAUGCUAUUCAAAGAGCAAAUUAGUCUGCUGGAAGCUGAAGCUGUGGCACAUUAUUUUAUUGAUCAUUCUACUGUUCGUCCUGGCAAUUCUGAUUAGCCUUGUCCUAUAUUCUGUGGUUUAUGAGGAUGAAGAUGAAAAGUUUGAUAAGCAAUCUUAUAUAAUACCUCAUAAUUACAAUGGUACACUUAGAGUAAUCAACUGCCAAGGCUCAACAGAAUCACCCCAGCAUCAUUUUGAGAGCAACUGCAUUUCACAGCACCUGAGAGAUAUGCUACUGAAGUUAUACAGAACUUCUCCUCUUUUGGGUCGCUAUUUUGUAGAUGCUUAUUCACUACCAAAUAGAACUAAUGACACCUUUGCAUACUACAGGCUACAGUUUCAAGUACCACCAGAAAACACAUUGCUGCUUAAAUAUACACUAAAUGAAGAAGUUGUGGUUAAUAUUUUUAAACAACAUUUAUAUGAUCAGGAGUUUGAGGAAAACAGGGUCUUAGUUAUAGACCCUGCUUCACUGUCCAUCCAUGUUGCUGAUUGAACCAAGGCACAAUGUCUUUUAUUUAGGUAAAAUACUAUAGUGUAUGGACCUUGUGGAUUCAAAGCAUUUCAGCUUUUGAAGAAAAUCAACGACCAGAAAAGACUUCUUUUAUUGGUAAACUGAUAUGAAACAUUAUGUUUCAAGUAUGCACCAAAGACCUGUAACUCCAAAGAAAUCAUCAUCUUCAUCAUCAUUGUCCAAAGACUGUGAAGUUUUUGUUACUGUCAGUGUAUUUCUUUUUAUUAUAUUUUUAGUACCACUGAUAAAUAAAUUAUUGAAUGAUGUGGACCAUGGUUACUACUGGACAGCUCUAGUAAUAUGUUUCAUUAGCUGUGAAAACUGUACAAUUUUAUUGUUUAUUAGUAUUUGUAUAUUUAUAUUUGUAAAAAACGUAUAACAGUUUCAUUGUUAAUCUUGCUGCAGAAAUGAUAUAUUAUUGUAAAUCCUACCUUGUUAUUUGCGAUUUUUAAGAAACAGGUCUGAAUCUGUGUUAUGUCAUUUAUUUUAAGCUAUUGCUGUAUAUACAUAUCUAUCUAUCUAUCUAUCUAUCUAUCUAUCUAUCUAUCUAUCUAUCUAUCUAUAUUAGGCCUUGGAUAGAUAACACAUUCAUUUUGCUUAUUAAUUUGGCCUGUUUAAUGCAUUAAAAAAAUACAGUUGUUAAAAAAUAAUGUCUCAGGCAGUGCUAUGGUCAGGGUGGCAUAUUUGUGGGGUUUUUUUUUACAUUACAAAAAAAUAAUAAUACAGAUUAGUUAUGUGUGUGUCUAAAGAAUUACAUGCACAUCCAGUACCAAAUUUACAUACUAAAUUAAAAAAAAUUUAAAUAAAAUUUUCAUUUUAAAGUUUUAACAUUUCAUAUUACGCAGUACACAAUGAUACACCACAAUUCAGUACUUAGCAUUGGUGUUCAUUUUCUUUAUUUACACAUACUGACAUAGGUGCAGGGUAGUGGGAGGAAAGGGGGUGGAGAGGGUUUAAGUUAUCUUUGAGUAGCACUAAAACCAAAAUACUGUAAGUCUGUUGUAUCUCUGCAUUUAACUUGCCAGUCUGCCCACCAGAUUACAGUGCUGACUGCCCUAAUAUAAUGACAAAAUUCUCCAAAAUGGAAUUGUAACGAUUAUCCACACCUAUGAUUUAAGUUUUCAGUAUCUUCGAUAAUUUAUGCAAAGAACACAACUUAACCAUCAAAGUAAUGCAUUGUGUCACUCUUUACGGAGAUCAUUUUUAGUGUGCCAGAAGCAAACGGUGUAGGUAGAGAAGUGUUUUUCAACCAUUUUUCAGUGGUAGCAAACUUUUUGUAAUCCAAAAAAUCCCAGGGCACACCGUGAUUCUGCCAACCACAAAAGCAUUGAAUCUAUACAUGCUAAAUUGUCCAAAGGAGCAGGACAGGGGGUGGCAAGUAAAGAAGCUCAGAGAUUGCACUUUGUGAGCACUUUGGACACAUUUUCCAGUUGGUUCAUCCCUUAUACAAGUAGCCCUCUCUAUGCCUCACUCCACUAACCUGGUGUCAGAGGCAACUUGUAUACCCACUGUCCCUCAACGCUGCAAGAGUUGUUGGCGAACUUGCACCCAGGCAGAUGGGGCCCCUUAGUGCUGUGUCUGCAAAAUGCUGAUCACAGACCUGCUUUUAUGUCAUUUUCUUCAGAUAGUUACAUCCACCUCAGACAGGUCUCGACCACCUGAGGAGCAUGUCCUCCUCAGGUGAAGUCCUUGGGGCAAUACACUAUAAUUUCCAUGGCACACCAAUUGAAAAACACUGGUGUAGAGUAUAAUUAUCAAGUCAUUGAUGGUGAUGAUUUACAUAGUUUUAAGGCAAGUUUUAAUGUAUUCACAUUUAAGAGAUGCUUAUUCUUUCAAUUAAAACAGUCUUCAGCAGUGCAAUCAGAGUCAACAGUCGUUUUGAUAAUUUAAUUUUUGCUUUGAUGUCUGUGUCUCCCAAUUUGAUAAUUAAUAAAUUGGCCUUAAUUUCUUAUUGCCUUCUUUUUAACUUGCCAUUUAGGAAGGCUUUCAAAUUCAGGUU
Molecule: messenger RNA, 3828 nt
Organism: Polypterus senegalus (gray bichir)
Lineage: Eukaryota; Metazoa; Chordata; Cladistia; Polypteriformes; Polypteridae
Product: TPA-induced transmembrane protein homolog
Exons: 8
Coding region: 1068-1811 (247 amino acids)
Source: RefSeq, a predicted model, not a curated record